Messenger RNA from Arabis nemorensis, 456 nucleotides. Lineage: Eukaryota; Viridiplantae; Streptophyta; Magnoliopsida; Brassicales; Brassicaceae. The record is from the annotation of a GenBank genome assembly.
AUGAAGGAACAUUGUUUUAUCAGGAAGUUGACAGGACAGCCAGCAAACCAUGUCUUAUGUUGUUUCAAGAGCAAAGAGUCACAGAAACGUCAAGCUGCAAGUUGUUUGGGUAUGUACAAAAUGUUCUGCUAUGCAAUGAGAUGUUCAGCUUUGACUCACCUAGAAAUGUUUCCAGGUAGUGAGCGAUCUCUACAGAAUCCAUCAGCGGUCAUUGUUGGCAUCUCAUGUCUCAGUUAUACUGGAGAUACUCUAAUCAAUCUCGUCUCAGUUAUACUGGAGAUUCUCUAUCCUAGAGCUCUCAGAAUCUACCAUGCUUCAUUACCAGAACUACCUGGACAUUCUUCAAGACAUACUGACAUACAAUCCAGGAGUGUCCUUGGAGCUAAGUAUAGAGUCUCAACUGAUUACAGUAUGUGUGAAAAUACUGAAGAUGUACUUGAAAUGCAUGUUGUCUGA